Molecule: messenger RNA, 1217 nt
Organism: Perognathus longimembris pacificus (Pacific pocket mouse)
Lineage: Eukaryota; Metazoa; Chordata; Mammalia; Rodentia; Heteromyidae
Gene: Taf7l
Product: TATA-box binding protein associated factor 7 like
Exons: 11
Coding region: 76-1074 (332 amino acids)
Biological process (GO): transcription initiation at RNA polymerase II promoter; RNA polymerase II preinitiation complex assembly
Cellular component (GO): transcription factor TFIID complex
Molecular function (GO): RNA polymerase II general transcription initiation factor activity
Source: RefSeq, a predicted model, not a curated record
AGAUUUGUCAAUUUACUUCCUUUUUAGGAACAUGCUUGUACCAUUAGGAACCUAAUACAUUCCAGAAGUGUCCCUAUGAAGAAUAAACUGAAACUUGACUUAUAUGCUGAUGGGCGCCAUGGGAUGGUUCAGAUAGAAAAUGUCCGACUAUCUGCUAAGAUGGUUGAUUUGCCUUGUGUUAUUGGAAGCUUGAAAACUCUUGAUAAGAAAAGCUUUUAUAAAACAGGAGAUAUUUCCCAGAUGCUUGUGUGCAGUAAUGAUGGUAUUCAGCCUUCUCCAGAGGAAGCAGCUACUUGUACUAACCCUACUGUAACUGGAAAUGAGGAGAAAAAGAAAAAAUAUGGCUGGAAACAUGGUAUCGCUCCACCACUUAAGAAUGUCAGAAAGAGAAGGUUCCGGAAAGUCAAAAGAAAGGUCCCUGAGGCCAAGUCAGCUGAGGAAAUGAGCUUUUUUGAGUUCAUUGACUCUCCAGAAGUGGAAAAGGAAGUGAAGAGACUGCUCUUUUCUGAUGCUGAAGCCAUUAAUAUACGAUGGGAAGUUGUUGCUGAUGAAGAAAACAAGGAAACAGAAUUUCAAAGAUGCCUUUCAGACUCUCCGGUAUCUCCAGGAACUGGUGACUAUAAGGAGGAUUAUAGCUUAUCAGAAUAUGAGAGACUGCGGAAGAUGUUCAGUGAUUCUAGUAGUACCAGUGAAGAUGAUGGUAAAUAUGAGAAAGAUGAGAAGGAUGAUGAUGAUGAACUCAUAGAGGUGGAAGAAGAGGAAGACGAUGGUUUUGAAGAGGAUCAAGAAAGGAUGCUACAAGCCAGAAUUCUCGAAGUCAAGAAGUAUGAAAGAAUAGAAGAUAUCUGUGAGCUAGUUUUGGAACUUCAGAAGCAGAUUUAUUUUAAGGAGAAAAAACUGCAAAGAAUUCAGAGCAAAGCAGAAAGGCAGAAGACUAUCAUCAAGAAAGUGGAUAAUCUGCUCCUCAAGGCUCAUUUGCAUUCUGUGCUGGAACAGCUUAGGUUACAGGAAAAGGAAAGGCAGAAUCAGCUCUUUUUCCUUCAGGAACAAUUGAGAUACUUUCAGAAGAAGUGAGAAGAGUUCACCAUCUAGUCUGAAGAUGAGGUGAAACUGAUGUUUCUUAUGAUGAAUCAGUUGCAUUUGUUUUUUUUUUUAAAUCUUUUUUUUUACUAGUUAUAAUGUGUUCAAAGAUCAUUGUCAUUUAGAUGAGGACAGUA